This is a messenger RNA of Frieseomelitta varia, 2365 nucleotides long. It is a transcript of the gene slif, whose product is annotated as cationic amino acid transporter 3. Gene Ontology annotation, biological process: transmembrane transport; amino acid transport. Bases 178 to 1986 code for a protein of 602 amino acids. Gene Ontology annotation, cellular component: plasma membrane. Gene Ontology annotation, molecular function: amino acid transmembrane transporter activity. The transcript has 10 exons. NCBI's taxonomy places the organism in Eukaryota, Metazoa, Arthropoda, Insecta, Hymenoptera, Apidae. The record is from RefSeq and is a predicted model, not a curated record.
GAAUCGCCUAAACACCUCACUUUUAUCGGCGCUUGAACAAUACCGGAUGAACCACCAUUCUUGGAACCAGUGAAUCUUAAAGAUACCUUAAAGCUAAAGGAAGACCACGGCUAGGAAUUAAUUAUUCACCGCUACAUGCGAAGGUGAAACGAUCGGAAGUGAAAAGGCUCGAUUGCCAUGGCGAGCCAAUUAUGGAAGGUACUGUCCCGAAGACGGACUGAAGACGACGUCACGGACAAACACGAGCUAGCGAGGGUGUUGGGUUUGUUCGACCUCACGGCGCUUGGCGUCGGUUCGACCCUCGGUCUCGGUGUCUACGUCCUCGCCGGCAGCAUCGCCAAAGAGACGGCUGGCCCUGCCGUCUGCAUCUCCUUCCUCAUUGCUGCCAUCGCUUCCGCAUUUGCCGGAAUGUGUUACGCAGAGUUUGCCUCCAGAGUUCCCAAGGCAGGGUCCGCGUACGUUUACAGCUACGUGACAGUGGGAGAGUUCAUUGCAUUCAUCAUAGGAUGGAAUUUAAUUUUGGAGUAUAUAAUUGGUACAGCGAGCGUCGCUCGGGGGCUCAGCGGUUACUUGGAUGCUCUGGUUGGAGAUGUGAUGCGCAAAACGUUACAGGCCGCGAUGCCUAUAAACAUCGAAUAUCUGUCAGAGUAUCCAGAUUUCUUCGCAUUUGGUGUAGUAGUACUUCUUACAAUCCUGCUCAGCGUGGGAGUGAAGGAAUCGUCAAUUUUAAAUAAUAUAUUCACUGUAAUAAACCUAGCUACUAUCGUGAUAAUCAUAGUGGCAGGAUCCAUCAAAGCUGACCCAGCUAAUUGGAGGAUACCGGUAGAAGAUAUACAUAAUGCAACGAAAAACCCAGGAUCGGGAGGCUUUAUGCCCUUUGGCAUAAGCGGAGUGAUGAUCGGAGCGGCAAAAUGUUUUUACGGUUUCGUCGGUUUCGAUGCUGUGGCAACUACCGGUGAAGAAGCUAAGAAUCCUCAACGCAAUAUACCCAUAGCCAUCGUUAUUUCCUUAAUUAUAAUCUUUACGGCUUAUUUUAGUAUCUCGACCGUGUUAACUAUGAUGUGGCCUUAUUACGAUCAGAACGCCGAUACGCCGUUUCCAUAUGUUUUCGAUCAAAUUGGAUGGCCUACCGUUAAAUGGAUUGUUAAUAUUGGCGCAGCAUUUGCGUUGUGUACGAGCGUGCUCGGCGCGAUGUUUCCCUUGCCAAGGAUACUGUACGCGAUGGGCAGCGACGGAGUGAUUUUCAAGCAACUUGCAAUCGUACAUCCAAAAACGAUGACACCUAUCUUGGGCACAAUGGUCGCCGGUUUACUUACAGGAGUCAUGACACUUAUUUUUAAUCUUCAGCAACUAAUUGACAUGAUGUCCAUAGGAACGUUGUUGGCAUACACAAUAGUGGCGGUAUCCGUUUUAAUAUUGAGAUAUCAGGCAAACAAGGAAAAUACAUCAAAUGUUCAUUCCGCAUCGGCAAUGAAUGAGUACAAAGUAACACCGGUCAAUAUUUUAAAACAAAUUAUUAAUUUACAGAAUCAGAAAGAGAUAACUGAGAUGUCAAAUAAAGUUGCAACAUGCAGUAUUGGAAUUUUAUGUAUCGUUAUAUUUGUCACAGCAAUUUUUAUUAAUUAUACAGAUACCACAGCAUUAGGCAGCAAUGUGAUAGAAUUAGUGAUAUUAAUCGUACUUGUAAACAUAUUGUUAUUAAUAAUGGUUAUUAUUGCAAGACAACCUACCCAAGAUAUUGACUUAGCAUUUAAGGUACCGUUAGUACCACUUCUUCCAUGUUGUAGUAUUUUCAUAAACUUUUAUUUGAUGUUGCAGUUAGAUGGUUUUACUUGGAUGAGAUUUGCUGUUUGGAUGCUUAUAGGUUUUUCUAUCUAUUUUUUUUAUGGUAUAUCUCACAGUGAACAAGGAAAUAGAGACAAGAGAGAGGCUGAAAUAAUAAAACGAAAAUAUGCAGAUCAAGUUAGAAUCGUAACCAGAUUCUAAUAAUCUCGCUACAUGUGAUAUUUUUUUUAUAUAUAUAUUUAAAUAAACAUUUGCUCUAAGAGAAAGACUUUAGCUAUUACACAUGUGACAAUUUUAAAAUACAUUUUAAUAUUAGAUUCACUUUUUAAUAAAUAUAAAACAUUAGAAAUAGGAUAUCAUUCUGAUUGUACAGAUUAUUUUUUACAUGUUAUUCUCAUAGAGCAAAACUUUAAAAUUAUUUCGUUGAAAAAACCUGAGAUAUUGUAUAAUACAUAAGAUUUUAUGAAAACUUUUGUUUUCUUUUGUAUCUAUACACUAAAAUGUACUAACAUAAUGUACAUAUUUUAUUAUAUUAUUUAGAUACUGAAUGCAUAGAUGAAAUAUAUUGUUUUAUAUCAUU